Molecule: messenger RNA, 1350 nt
Organism: Kazachstania africana CBS 2517
Lineage: Eukaryota; Fungi; Ascomycota; Saccharomycetes; Saccharomycetales; Saccharomycetaceae
Gene: VHR2
Product: Vhr2p
Exons: 1
Coding region: 1-1350 (449 amino acids)
Source: RefSeq, a predicted model, not a curated record
AUGGUUUCUGAAAGACUUCACAGAAACGGUACAGGUGGUAAGGGUACCACUCACAAGAUUAGAGAACACUUGAAUUUCACAGACGAUAAGAAAUGGAAGAAAUUUUCAAGUAGAAGACUCGAAUUAAUUGAUAAAUUCGGUCUCAGUGAGAAGAAAGCAAGCGAACAGGAUGAUAAUAUCAAACAAAUUGCUUCUAUCUUAAGAAGCGAAUUUCAAUACCCUUCCUCUGCAUCUUUAGAAUUUGAAAGAUUGGUAACGGCUGCUGUUCAAUCCGUGAGGCGGAAUAGGAAACGGUCGAAGAAAAUUAUCAAAAGAGUAAACUCUCCUUACUCUUCAAAUGUAUCUUCACCAACGGCUUCUCAUACAUCUUCUUCAAAUUUACAAAACACAGUCUUAUCCACUGCGUCGUUAAUGUCAGAAAAUAAUCUUUCACAAGGUAAUCUACAACCUGUCUUAUUGGGUGGUGUCAACGGUCAUAAUCAAAAUAUUUCAAAUGCCUAUUCAUUACCUCCAGUUAAAAGUUGCAUAGCAAUGAUCGAAACUGAUACGUUCAAGAGAGAAUCAAGUUUUGAUGCUAACGAACUUAUUAGAGUUAUUCUCAAGGAUAUCUCGGAAACUCAAUUACCAUUAUCUCAAACAAGUUCCACGAUAAGUGAUAACGUUAAUCUUUUCAAUCCAAACAUUGAAGAUGCUAAUCAUAUUCCAAUCAAACUAAGAGAAAAUUUGCUGUUCAAUAUCAAAAGGUCAACUACUUAUAAUUCAAUGAUAAACACAUCAAAGGAUGAUGAUAUUCUCAAUAAAUUCAAAAAUUUGGAAGCUUUGGGACAAAUGUCAAUAAGAUCCUCAUUUGCAUUUGUUAUUGAAAGAAAUUUCAAUCAUUUAUCUGAUAUUAAGAUUGAAGAUCUAAGAUCAAAGGCUUGUAAUGAAAAAAGUCGUUCUAAAUUUUUUAAGGAUCUUUUCCAGCACGAUAAGUUGCAUUAUUUAAGCGAUCAAGAUGUAUCAAGAGUGCUAUUUCUAACCAUUGGUUCAAUCGUUAAGGAUUUCGGUUUCGAUUCAAGUUUACUUCCAUUAAAUGAAACGAUACAAUUACUCUUAGAAAGAGAAAUUUCAAGAGGUGAAACUGAAAAUAAAUUAAAAGUAUUAAGCAAUGUAUCAACAAAUUCUGUAGCCAAACCCAUGUUAAAAUCCUUCAGCAAUCUGAUGAAUGACAUGACCAUACCUCCUUAUUCACAACAAAAUGUCAUAAAUCCAAUCCAACCAAAUAAUAUUCAAAAACCAAACUUAAGUUCUUUCAUGGCCAAAAGGUCUUUUGAAGAUGGUAAUUUGCCACGUCCAAUUCAUCAGUUAUAA